AUGAGUACAAGCGGUGGUCUCGAUCCAACCAUCGAUCUGCAAGUGAACUUGCCAGGGCUGGCCGUGGUCCAGAUCUCGGUGGAUCAGAAAGAGGACCUGCCCGCACUGCUCCGCAUCACGAAGACGGCCAUCCUUCCUCGCGAUCGAGACAAAGUUUCUCAGCUGAUUUCGCCCCGUGGGGCGCGGCCUUUGCGGCCGGGACUGAGCCUGCGGCGAGCAGGCUUGCGAUGUGGAGAUGUGCUGAUCGCACCGCAGAUGCCCGUUCCGGAGCUGGCGGCGACUUCCGGAUCCUUUGCCGCGCUCUCUGCGGGCUCCGUCACGACCUGGGGCCGCGAUCCGAAACCAGGAGACGACAUCGUUGAGGGCGGCGAAGAGCUGCAGUCAGGCGUCGUGGAGAUCACAGCCCAUGUCUCUGCUUUCGCAGCCCUGAAGGCAGACGGAACCGUCAGCUGCUGGGGCGCAGCAGCGACAGGUGGUCGGACCCCAGCGCAGCUCUCCAAGGUCAAGUGCAUCUUCCACACGGAUCGGGCCUUCGCAGCUUUGUGUAGCGACGGCUCGGUGGUUUGCUGGGGGGACCAGCUCUUUGGUGGAGAUCCCGGGGAGGCUGCGAAAGAGCUACAGUCGGAAGUUGAGUUCAUUUUCUCCUCGUCUCGCGCUUUCGCUGCGCUGAAGCGAAGUGGGGCCGUGGUGACCUGGGGAGAAGGCCUGUCGGGAGGAAAGUGCGGCAGUGUGGCCGAUCAAUUGCGGGAUGGUGUGCAGCACAUCUACUCGACCAAAGGAGCCUUUGUUGCGAUCAAGGAGGAUGGCGACAUCGUUGCAUGGGGCUCCAGCGUUGACGGCGGCGAUGCAUCGCGGGUCGCAAGUGAGCUUCGACGGCAAGCCAUCAGGGACAUCUACACGACUGACUCGGCCUUUGCGGCUGUCAUGAAGGAUGGAAGCCUGGUCACCUGGGGCAACGCUCGAAACGGUGGAAGCAGCAUCGGCGUAGCUGCGGAGGUGCUGAGACGAGGCGGUCUCCGGAGCAUCGCUGCAGGGGAGGCGGCCUUUGCCGCCAUUUGCGCUGACGGUUCCGUGGUUGCUUGGGGCGUUCCCGAGUGGGGUGGGCGCUGCACUUCUUUUUGCGAGCGGCUGACUGAGGUCCGCUUUCUCUCAUCCACCCGUCGCGCGUUUGCGGCGCAGCGGGUGGAUGGAGCUGUGAUCUGCUGGGGCGAUGCGGGCUCAGGUCUUUUCCACAGCCCGCGCGUUCGCGGCGCUGUCUCUGGAGGGUGA
Molecule: messenger RNA, 1269 nt
Organism: Symbiodinium sp. CCMP2592
Lineage: Eukaryota; Dinophyceae; Suessiales; Symbiodiniaceae
Source: the annotation of a GenBank genome assembly